This is a messenger RNA of Diabrotica balteata, 5523 nucleotides long. Lineage: Eukaryota; Metazoa; Arthropoda; Insecta; Coleoptera; Chrysomelidae. The record is from the annotation of a GenBank genome assembly.
GUUUGGUUAACAGCUGUGAGGUGAGAUCGUACGUAGGACGAUUCUGUUUGCGGAUCGGUCGAUUUUGACGUAUAUAACAUAACAGCUUCUUGUCGGAUUUAAUAAAUGUGAACGAAAUUAUCAGUAUCGCAAAUUUAGCAAUUGUCCUAAGUAGUUCUAUUCAGUUCGCUUGUUUUUUGUGUAUUUGCACGUGUUAUCUGAUCAGUAAUAUCUUUUACACAGGUCUCUGGAAACGUGAUUUUACUGUUACAAAUGGCUGGUAACUGAAAGCCCUUACUUCUCCCAAGACAAUGAAUAACGAAAAAUAUGGAACUAUUUCGCCGGCCGAAAAAAGCCGGUAACACAAAAUGGUCGCUGCUGUUUGUAUUAUUUGUUGGGAUAUCGGCAGCGCACACAAGGCACGGAGAUGGAGUUAUAACUCAACGCAUUUCGAGAAAUACUUCUUCGAACAACUGCGUUCGUGUCAGAAGCAACAUUUUGCAAUGUCGCAACAGAACGGUAGAAAAUCUUCUUAUUCCCGCAGAUGUCAUCCAUCUGGACCUGGAGUAUGUUACAGGUGGAAGUUUGGACGUAAAAAACAUUCACCAGCUAAAAUGGUUACACAGCUCUAUACGUGUCAUCAACGAUGCGAUAGUCAAUCCGCAAAAUUUACAAAUAUUAGAUCUGUCUUUCAAUAAUCUUACAGUUUUAGAUGAUUAUCAAUUUCGCAAUUACACCAAUUUAGUCAAAGUAAAUAUAUCUUUUAAUAUCAUCGAUGAUCUUCCCAGAGACGUUUUCAAGUCGCAUACCAGUACGGAAGUAUUAUGUCUAAAUCAUAACAAUCUUAAAGCAAUACCUUUUCAAGUCUUUUCACCUUUGGAAGGACUAAGGGAAUUAGAUUUAUCACACAAUAAACUUGUCACGUUCCUCGAUCACUUUUUCAAAUUCAACAAAUACAUCGAAGUGUUGCUACUCAACAACAAUAAUCUCACGAAAAUCACUUCUAAUAGUUUAGCUGAUUUGACUGAUCUCAAGAGACUCGAUCUAUCUACUAAUUCCCUACAAUUCAUUGCCAAAGGUUUGUUCGACUCACUUUCCAAUUUACAGUACUUAAAUUUAGCGAAUAAUCCAUUAAUGAACAUGGCAAGCGGUACUUUCCGAGGUUUGCGCAACUUGAGAAUUUUAGAUCUGAGCCACAACAAACUUUCUCAAUUAACUUUUGGUUUGUUACAUUUUAGUCCUCUAUUGACUUCGAUUACAUUAGACAACACCUUGAUCGAAGUAAUACACAAUACUGAGCUAUUGGGAGUACCUAAACUGAAUGUACUGAAUUUAAGACGUAAUAAAAAACUUAAAAUGAUAGAGACUUACGUCUUUGCUGAUACACCUUUUCUUAACGAACUGGACAUCAGCGGCAACAAUUUAACGUUCCUACCGCAAUCUAUUGCAAAUCUAACUUAUUUAACUAAGCUAAAUAUUAGUAACAAUCCAUGGGCUUGCGACUGUCGCAUGUUCUGGUUUGCUCGUUGGGUACCCAACAUCAAAAUGAAGGGCAAUAUGGUCCUGUCAGACCUAACCUGUCCUGAUGCCUACACAAACGACAUGUUGCCUACGUUACAGCAUCUUAAUUGCACUUCUCCUAGAAUAGUAUAUAAAACACCUACUAGACGCUACCGACUUAAUUCGGAUGCAUUACUCGAAUGUAGAUUUGCAGCUAAUCCUUCUCCUUCUAUAACGUGGGUUACGCCGAAGAGAGAAGUCUACCACUGGAAUCCGGAUCAAAGUAUUCCAGACACCUUUAAUAAACAUCCCCACGCUCACGACCAGUUGAUGAUACCUCUAAGAGUGAUUCCUCCACGUAUUCAAAUACUAGACAACGGAACUCUUUGGGUUAAGAACGUAACUAGAGAAGAUUGCGGUCGAUACACCUGCUAUGCUAGUAAUCCAAUAGCGAAUUUAACGGAUAAUGUGUUGCUGCACAUCGAUCCCACGGAUUGGAACCACGUUAGGAUCAUUUCUUUGAUUGUGGGAACGCAAAGUGCUGCUGGAUUCCUAGGGCUGACCCUGAUCAUACAGUUCCUACGAUACUUAACGAACAAGUUCGGUGUCUUCAAUAACUUCUGCAGCUUUUGCAAACGGGAUAGAGUGUCGCCAAGAGCAAGACAAAUAUACGCGAUGCUCGACAACAUUGAACAAUACAAAAGUCAACAACUCGAGAGGCUGCGAGAAAACUAUGCCCUGCAGGUGACGAGAAUAAAGGACAACUGUGCACAACAGAUGGAAUGGAUCCAAAACAGCUACCAGGCCCAGGCGAAACAUCUGAAAGACUUUCGGGACAUUGGUACUGCUCAUCUGAGCACUUUAAGAGGUCAAUAUUACGAUCAAGUUAAGAAAGUAAGAGAUUACUCCACGGGUCAGCUGAAUUGGGUCAGAGAAAACUACGUCUUCCAGCGAAACAAGAUCCGCAAAUUCAGUUCUCAUAAAGUCCUUAAACUUCGAGAGACGUAUAAGUAUCAACAACAGACUCUCAACAAGGUGUUGGAGAAUCUUCCCAGCUUGUAUUUUGAAAAUUGUCGGACGGGAACGUGCGGCCGAGCAGAAUCCCUAGUGUUUGACCCCACCGACGCAGAGAGCGUAGACUGCUACAUAAAAAGUAAAAUAGAGAAACUCGCUAACCUAGAUGCUAGUUUCACAGACGUGACGCAGAGUAGAAUGUCUUUGUACUACACGCCUUCGGAAAGGUCGGUGAUGGACAAGUCACCCACCGAAAUUCCAUUCAUCAAUUAUAUCGAAGAACCACCUAGAGGCUUCUUGAUGAUGGAAGAACCCACUACUUCGGUCUGCAGAAAGGUCGGUUUCAUCGAUAGCGUGCUACCCGAUCUUAGCUACGAUGGUCUACUUAAAGGCGAAGCUAAAAUACCCGAAAUAGUGCCGAGUUCUAGUUUACCAACGAUAUCUGGAAUUUCUGCUCCACCAAAAACGACAGUGCAACACGAGACUUCGUUAUAGAAAAUUCGAGAUAAGUGAUACGGACUCUGGUGAGGGACUUCUUGAAUAUUAUAAGUAAAAACGCUACCUUAAACUAUGUAUUUGAACUAGAUUUAAGCAAAUAAAUAAUCUCUGUUGAUGCCGAAAUUCUACUUUUAAUAGUAUUUUUCCAUAAGAAAAAAAAUAUGCAUAAUUUCUUAUAUAUGAUAAGACCUUUGGUCGCUUAUAAUAGUUAAUCUUUUUAUCUUACAAUAAAGUUCAUUCAUAGCUUCAUAUAUAUGUCACGUCUUCUAUUAUUGACAUCUACCCUCCAACGUGCACUGCUAGAUAUAGACCUCUCGCAUGCCACUUAGUCCGAUUUUGCGCCAUCUGAAUCCAAUUUGCAUUCACUAUUUUCAAAAUUCUUUUCGUCAACCUAUCAUCGACUGCCAUUGCUACAUGACCUGACCAGUUCCAUUUAAAUGUUGUUAUUCUUUCAAUGCACAGAGGGCAAUGGAGGUUGACACAGUUCAAAUCAAAUAAUUAGGAGAAAAACUGGUGUUAAGAAGGACCCAGUUAAAAGAAUUACAAAUGGAAUUGACAGUAAAUGUUGCCGGGGCCAAAGAUGGAAGAUCGAAAAAGAAAAUUUUAAAAUGAAGACCUAGGCACGAUGCUCGUUGUAAUCGAGGAUGGUGAUCAACAAGGUGAUCGGACGACAUCAGCAAUGGAAUUAUUUACGGGAGACCUAUGUUCAAAAGUGGACUCAAAAUAGCUAAUGAAGAUGAAUUUUUUAAUAUCGUCUGAUCCUAACCUUUUGCGUAUAGUAGCAUUAGGUAUAGAAAAUACACUUACUCCGUGGCGUUACAACCCUUCGUGGGUUUUAGCCGACUCGACAACAUGCCUUCACUGUUUUCUGUCUUGAGCAACCUCCAUCCAAUUCUCCACGCCCAUAGUGCUUAGGUAUAGAAAAUUACCAUUAUCCAUAAAAAACAUUAUUCUCUUCAUUGCUCUUUCUGCAACUUGUAGUUUACUCGUUGUUGUUGAAUGAGUUUCUUCUCUUAGCUAGGUUUAUUCUUCUUUUCAUCUUGAUCGUUUUGUUACCUCGAUUCUGAUCUCAUGGUUUAAAUCCUUAUAGAAGUCAACUGACUCCUUGUCUUCGGAACUAAAGUAUUUUUACUGUGUAGUAGCUGCAGUUUCUUGGGAGCAUUAUCUGCGUCUGUUCAAAGCUGUCUGCAAUGAGAACGAUUUCAUCUGCAAACGUAAGAUUAUUUAAAAAAUUCCAAUCUAGAUUGAUGCCCUUCUCGGUACAAUCUGUUGUUUUCCAGGUAUAUUCCCUGUAUACAGUAUCGUCAUUAAGUCUUACAAAAGCUGUAGCAUGCUCAUAGAUGUUUUUGGACAUUGCCUUAGAGGACGGAGCAUUUCACUUUGGUUGACAAUAUCAAAUGCUUUUUCAAAGUCGACAAAGACAAGUAUCAAGGUACUAUUAUAUUGAAUGACCGUUUGUUCCGUAUCCAGUUCUAAAUUUUGCUUGCUCACAAGAUUGAUAUUUAUAUUUGAGACAAAAAGGCCACCCCCUCUUUUUGAACACACACAAGAUUGAUAGAAUUCUAGUUUCGAUGUCAACCUCUUAGUUAUUAUCUUCAUAAACACCUUAUAAAUGUGAGAUAACAAGCUUUGUUUAUAGUUCUUUAGCUCUGUUAUAUGUUCCUUUUUGUGCAUAACUACUAUAACAGCUUUAUUCCACUGAGACGGUUUAAUAAUUCAUUAACAAACUUCUUUUGAAAGACGUUAUGUCGUUGCUUUUCGUUUUUUUCCUGCUUUAACUGGCUCAAUAACGAUUUGGUAAUCACAAGCUGCUUUAUUCUUUGGGAUUUGAUUUAAUAUGACUUCUUUAACGUUAUUUCUGCGAUGUCCUCUGAACCCAUGUCUUUUUUACCUUUUUCUCUAUAUAAUUAUGUGUAAAAUGCUUUAAAAACUAUGUUAAUUAUCGGUUAUGUCUAUUUCGAUCUGCUAGCUUAACAACAUUGUUCUUAUCUAGAGCUUGACUUCUCUUCAGCACUCUUAAACUUCUAUUUUCCUUAAGAACCGUUGAUUUGAUGUUUUUUGUUAUAUUGUCGUAAGUCCUUUCUCACUGCUUUAUUAAUAUCUUUAUAAGCGUGUUGUAGCAUCAUUUAAAUUAGUCAUUUAGUUUUAUCGGGAUAGUUUCUUUUAGUAUAUCUUCCCCUAACACUAUUUCCUAUUACGCUACUGCAUUUCACAUAUUGUUAAAUUAUUAAACCAUAAUUGUUCCAUAUUAGUAUAAUGAACUAGUCUUUCUGUAAGAUUUACUUUCAAAUUAUCUACUAAAUUCUUUAAUGUGUAGGUACUUAGUUCAUUGAGUAUUCACUUUAUAAUGACCUUAUUUCCACUUACUGGUAGUUGUUUGUAAUGAGCGAAACUGCUCACUUAGCAUAUUGCUGCAAUUUUCAAUAUUGCAAUUUAGUCCUCGUUAUUAUACUGGAGUCUAAAGAUUAUAAUACACUUAACCACAAAAGUUUUCCACCACCAAAAAUUAUGCUUAUGGUUUUAAAGAUCAGG